Messenger RNA from Didymodactylos carnosus, 465 nucleotides. The record is from the annotation of a GenBank genome assembly. NCBI's taxonomy places the organism in Eukaryota, Metazoa, Rotifera, Eurotatoria, Philodinida, Philodinidae.
AUGUCAUCUCCUGUUGGUGCUGCCGCUGAUCCAGUUCAUCUGAGUGCUGCCGAGUUAAUUAAUGAACAUGUUAAUCUCAUCGCUCAGGGCGACGUUGCUCGUUGGCGCUCAUCUAUUUUUGCAGUCAAUGGCGUCUGGGAACUUCCUUAUGGCGCAUCCUGUGGUAUGCCAACUAAACUAAUCGGCUUGGAUGCAAUGGUGGAAGCCGUAGAACUGUUCAUAAAUGGCUGUGAAGGUAUGCAAUUUACUAGGCCAAAAGUAACUGUUGUUAGUCCUUCCGAAGCGUUUGCUGAAUAUGAGGUCACGUGCAAAGUUCUUGCCACACAAAAGACUUAUCAUCAGAAUUACAUCGUGUAUGCAAAGGCAGAACAGGGUAGACUUAUUCUUCUACGAGAAUACUUCGAUUCUGUUCGCCUUAUGGAGGCAUUCCAGUACACGCGAACAAUGCACAGUCCAAUUAAUUGA